AUGCUGAAAUGCGCCUCCUCGAGCAAGGGGUAUACUUUAGUGAGUCUCUGCCGGUGGACCCAUUCAAUAGCCCAGCCACCGCCGCUUGAUACCGCUGUCGCCCACUCGAUCGACACAUCACCGCCGUUGGUUUUGCAAGAACAUCAAAACAACAACGGCAUCGGAGACGCAUUCCCGAAUUGUGCAAUUUUCGGUGGCCCAAUGGAGCUUAUGGCUGUGCCCAAAAGAAAGGUUUCUCCACACAAGAGAGGCAUUAGGAAUGGACCGAAGGCUUUGAAACCUGUCCCAGUGAUCAUCCGUUGCAAGGUCUGCGGUCAAGUUAAGCUGCCACACUUCUUCUGCUGCAGUGGGAUUAAGCCAAACCCCCAGUGA
Fraxinus pennsylvanica is the source of this 372-nucleotide messenger RNA. NCBI's taxonomy places the organism in Eukaryota, Viridiplantae, Streptophyta, Magnoliopsida, Lamiales, Oleaceae. The record is from the annotation of a GenBank genome assembly.